CUGAACGUCGAAAAGCGUCGAAAGGACUUCUUAUUGAUAGUAUUCACAGUUGAUCAUACGUCAACAACAUCUGGAUGAAGUUGGAAAAAGUUGCUGGGAAAAGUUUUUGAACGCUAAGUUACUCUUUCACCCAGUUUUGUGUGUUUUAUUUUAUUUUUUUCGGUGGAAAGAGUCGGAGGAAGGAAGGAUGGGAAUAAGUCAGAUUUGAAGCAAAGGAGUUGUCAUGUUUGAAAGCCUGAGAUGAGACAUUGGAUUUCACAGCGCUGAAGGGAAGGGAGGAACUCCUUCUUCUUUCUUCUUCUUCUUCUUCUUUCUGCUGUGUCUGUGUCCCAAAAAGACGACUGUCUCAUGUCCAAGGAGACCGUCCUUCCUCCGGAUGGGCCGGCAGGGCCAGGAAAGGGCCCUCAGCAAGAGACAAGUCCCCUACUGUCAGUCUCACAAGAUGCUUGCGACAGAGAAUCGUCAGGAAGGACACCGUCUCCAAGGAAACCAGCCAACGAAAGACACGGUCACGUGAGCAAGGAGACGCCGAAUUAUUGCGAGCCUGUAAAAACUCAACCCCAGUCUCAGCCAGUGCCCUUGGAGCCAGCCGAGGGAGACGCUGGCAGGGACCAAAAUGGCUUUCGCCACAACAGCACUGGCACGCCCGCGCUGAGUAACGGCAACGGCAUCCACCCUGGCAUCGGCGGGGCCACGGCCACGCGUACAUGCUCCUGUGGUGCCAACAUCAGAACGGGCGCCGCCGCGGAUGGGUCAGGCCCUGGCACGAGAUCAGUGGGCACCGCGACGACGACGGAGCAGCCCAGGAAGCAGCCGUCCACGCCUGUUUCCCAGAGGAUGCAGAGGAAAUUGAGGUCCAGCUUGUCGGUCAACAGUGACAGCAGCAGACGCAGCAAAGGAAGUUCCACAGGGUCACAGAAAGCUCCUUUACCAGAGGACUGCUGCGUCCACUGCAUCUUGGACUGCCUGUUCUGCGAGUUCCUGACACUUUGCAACAUGGUGGCGACGCAGGCCUCGUGCGGCGCCUGCACAUCGGAGGCCUGCUGCUGCUGCUGCUGCACCGACGACCUGGGCGAUGACUGCAACUGCCCCUGCGACAUGGACUGUGGCAUCAUGGACGCCUGUUGCGAGUCUUCGGAUUGCUUGGAAAUCUGUAUGGAGUGCUGCGGCAUCUGCUUCCCCACAUAGGGAGGCCUGCGCUGGUGUAGACAAGCGUGUCUCUGCGGGGGAUAACUGGACCAUGGCUGGAAGAAUGGAGGGAAACUGCUGCUGCUGUCACUUUGAAUUCAGCAACAGACAGAAGAAACGUGUGUGUAUGUGUAUGUGUGUGUGAUGGUCGACAUGUGUGUUUGUGAAUGUCCUUUUUUAAUGUGUGAUGACUGUUGAGGUGUGUGCAGAGUAAAGCAUGCUUUGAGAGAUGCAUUUUGACACUGGGCUUCUCCCUUAAAACCAGCUCAGCAGAACCUAGAAGUAACUCCAGAUAUAUGAACAUGACGGAUAGAUCUUCAGUGUGUAGUAAGUUGUUUCUGCAAAUGGCACAAUGAGUAGGAUUUGUAGGUUGCAGUUUGUCAUCCCAGCAAUGAAAAUUGUCACCUCAAUGAAGUUUCCGGUGCGCCCCAAUGGUUAAAAACCAACGACAGAUUCACUCUUGUUUUGCCUUGCUAUAGUUGCGUUUUUUCAGGGCUGUGUCCGCCAUUUUCUAACCUUCUUCUUGGAUGCGUGUGCUUGCGAUCUGGCACCUGGUUGCUACGUUUUUUUAUAAGGGUUGAAGCCCCGAACACAGAAAAAUAAGGCAGGGGUAGGGUCCCAGCAGAUAGAGACAUUACCACACAUGUCUAGUUGGUCAUUAGUGAUGAUUUUGGCAGUCCAUAUGUUGUUUUUAGGAAAAUCCUGCUCAUUGUGCUUUUAAAGCUACUACAAGGAACUUGAACUGCAUUUGGCGGUCCCUCUGGACUAAAGUAGUAGCGUUUUCUAGCCUCAUGGCUCUAAUUUUACUGCAGUAGGGUCUGACAUUCGGCCCUGAUUAGUCCUGGUUCUGGUUGUUCAUGCCUCCCUUCCCUCCGGCGAGCACAAACAAUAUGGUCUGGGCCUUCAGCAGCUUGGUGUCGGUGUUUGCUCUAAAAGGGUCCCGGCGGAGUACCGAGGUGAGGCUCUGCUCCUGGACAGAGGAGACGCUGCUGCAAGACAGAUCUGAGUUUGUCAGCGGCGGGUUUGCUUUGCCAAAUCCCCUGCUGGAGUCUGAGCUGAAAGACUUUCUGGUGAACUUGCAUGAUUUUGUCAGAUUACGCGCGGAAACAGACCCGAUAAUAAGCAUUAAGAAUAACUAUAUAGAAAUAGACAAUCUUCUCACUGAUGGUCUUGUUUACUUAUGUAGGUCAUAUAGAGGCAUCACUAUUAAAUUGAGACUGGUUCAUAUAGUAACUUUAAGAAUUCUCUCCUUUGCGUAACACGUAUUAUCAGUCCUAAAGAUUUUUUUUGUUACAUCAGGAAUGCUGUCUUAUGUAUCUUAUCUUUUUAGUCAUUUUGAUGAAAAACCAAAUGAUUUAUUUACUCUGAUUUUAUUUUUCAAUACAUGUUUUUUUUAAUGCUCAAAAUCUGAAGUUACAGUCUUGGUACUGUACAACACUGUAAUAGGUUUUAUGUGACACUUCAUACAUUCUUAGUUGCAUACUGUAGUUUUGCAACACAGACUCUCAUUUACAGUUAUCUACUGUAGCACUGUAGAACAGUUUAAACUGGUGAAAUAUCAAAAGGUGAAUCAGGACAUCACAAAUGCUACUUUCUAAAACCAAAAGGAAGGAAUGUGCCUUAUUUAGGGUGUUUUUACUUCUCUAUUUCAAGCAUUUCUUAUAGUUGAAGUUACCUGUUGUUACAGAAAAAAGCUGCACAAAAUAGCUGAUAAGCAUAUAUUUGUUUGCUAAAUCAUUGUGGAAGGUCAAUGAAAAUGAAUCACACAUCUCUCAUAAAUUUGGCAGUAUUUGAAGUUUUGGGAUUACUGGAAAUACAGCGCAGAUUCUCAAGUAUUUAAUGAAAAAAGGAAAGCUUCUGACCAUCUCACUACAACGUAAAGAUAAACAAUGUAUUUCUUUAUUUUUACGAGUCUUACACUAAUGUUAGCCAUCAACAUUUAGGCUUUGUCAGCUGCAUAUGGUACAAGUCUUUUGUGUGAUGCUAUUUUACAUACGUACUGUGUAAAUAUGUUGAACUGCACUCGGUUCAUGAGGGGUGUGAUAUGGAAUUAAAAACGGUGACCCUUCUGCCACAUAAGCGGCUUUUGGGUAUCAAGCCUAGUGACUCACAACACAAAAAAAAGGAAUCAUGAACUGUCAUGUUGAAAUGGUAAACUAAUGCAGGGUAAAGGCAGUUUUCUUCUCCUUUUUCCCCCUCUGUGCCUUAAUUCUGUGUAUCUCGAGAUGAGUUUGUGGUGAAUCACCAGUGGAGUCAUUUUCUUGUCUUGGAGAUCCGCUUUGAUGUUGUUUAAGUGAUGAUACUUAAUAAUGGCCUACAUUAGCACCGCUUGCUAACUGGUUACAAAAAAAUGUCCCUUCCUAACGAGCAACAAAGAUAAUGUGCUGUCAUGUGCAGAUCGUCUUAAUGGCGCACUGUUAUUGUGUAUAAGGAGGUUGGAUAGGCACCUCUGCAGCAGAUUCUGUGCAGAAAGUAAAACCUCAUUUACAUGUUUAUGAUUAACUCACGCCAAGAGUGUCAAAAAACACUUUAGAUAAUGUGAAGAAUUCAUCUAAAAAGAGAAAAAUGUAUACAUAGCUACAGUAGUUGUCUUCCUAUAUUAUACUAUGUUGUAUGCUUUUCUUCUCAAUCUGUGCCUGACACUUGAUCCUUCUCAUUUCAUCUCGAUUUGUCAAUUUAGAGCUCACAGCUCAUUUUCUCAGUUUUGUACAUUAUCUUCAAAUCUCAAAGAGAAAAGUUUUUAAAAAAUAAAAUGUUUCCAAAAAUGAA
Messenger RNA from Anoplopoma fimbria (sablefish), 3957 nucleotides. It is a transcript of the gene mdfic, whose product is annotated as MyoD family inhibitor domain containing. The record is from RefSeq and is a predicted model, not a curated record. The transcript is spliced from 5 exons. Lineage: Eukaryota; Metazoa; Chordata; Actinopteri; Perciformes; Anoplopomatidae. The coding region runs from base 349 to 1188 and encodes 279 amino acids.